Molecule: messenger RNA, 3278 nt
Organism: Hemibagrus wyckioides
Lineage: Eukaryota; Metazoa; Chordata; Actinopteri; Siluriformes; Bagridae
Product: tripartite motif-containing protein 16-like
Exons: 10
Coding region: 1-2097 (698 amino acids)
Molecular function (GO): zinc ion binding; protein binding
Source: RefSeq, a predicted model, not a curated record
AUGUUAUGUGAGAUUACUGAUAGUAUGAGAAUAUUGUAUGCAGGACCUCUGCACUCAAUGGUGGAACAUCUGCCUUCAGAUCAUCCUGAAGAUGACAAAAGCUCAGAGGUGGAGACUGCUAUAAAAUCCACACCCAUAACCCAGGCCUCAUGCUUGUUCAUGGACAGUGACGGUGAUGCCGUUGAAGCAUCUUAUCCACACAGCCAGGAGGUGCCUUCACCCAUAAGCAAACAUAAUACAAAGAACCUCAAGGCUUACACAGAGGAGCUGGUGGACCUCCAUCGCAGACUGAUGGCUCUGAGAGAGAGGAACAUCUUACAACAGAUAGUAAACCUUAUUGAAAAGACGGGGCACUUUAACAUCACCAAAACCACAUUUGACUUCGACCUUUUCUCCUUGGAUGAACCAACUUGUGAGUGCAGGACAAUGGCGGAGGCCAGUAUUUCAGUAGAUUUUUCUGUGGAUCAGUUCAUCUGUCCAGUGUGUCUGGAUCUUCUGAAGGAUCCAGUGACUACUCCCUGUGGCCACAGUUUCUGUAAGGUGUGUAUUAAUGGUCACUGGGAUCAGGAGGACAGGAAGGGUGUCUUCAGCUGCCCCCAGUGUAGAGAGACUUUCACUCCAAGGCCUGAUCUACGCAGGAACAACAUGCUGACUGAAGUGGUGGAGAAACUGAAGAAGACUGAACUCCAAGCUGAUUCUCCUGCUCACUGUUACACUGGACCUGGAGAUGUGGAGUGUAAUUUCUGCACUGGGAGAAAACACAAAGCCGUCAAGUCCUGUCUGGUUUGUCAGGCCUCCUAUUGUGAAGAUCAUCUUAAACCUCACUAUCAGUCUCCUGCCUUUAAGAAGCACAAGUUAGUUGAAGCCUGUGCAGAGCUCCAAGAGAAGAUCUGCUCUGAACAUGACAAACUGAUGGAGAUCUACUGUCGUACUGACCAAAGCCUCAUCUGUGACUUGUGUACGAUGGAAAAACACAAAGGUCAUGAUACUGUUUCAACUAAAGCAGAAAGAACUGAAAAACAGAAUGAGCUAAAGGAGGAGCAGAUGAAAUCCCAGCAGAGGAUCCAGGAGAAGCAGAAGAAGGUGCAGGAGCUGAAACAGACUGUGGACAUUAUUAAGAUACGUUCACAGGCAGCAGUAGAUGACAGUGAGAGGAUCUUUACUGAGCUGAUCAGCUCCAUGGAGAAAAAGCGCUCGGAGGUGAAGGAGCUGAUCAGAACUCAGGAGAAAGCUGAAGUGAGUCGAGCUGAACGACUCCUGAAUCAACUGGAGCAGGAGAUUGCUGAUCUUAAGAGGAGAGUCACUGAGCUGGAGGAGCUUUCACAAACACACGAUCACAUCCAUUUCCUCCAGAGUUUCCCGUCUCUCUGUGUCUCUCCUGGAUGUGAAGACUCACCCAGCUUCACUGUCAAUCAACAUCUCUCAUUUGAUGGAGUGAGGAAAUCUCUCUCAGAUCUGAAAGAACGAGUCGAGCAAAUCUGUGAGGAGGAAUUCAACAAAAUGCGUCCACAAGCUACAGCAGUUCAGAUGGUUUUACCCUCAGAACCAAAGAGCAGAGAAGAUUUUCUGCAGUAUUUCUGUUAUCUGACUCUGGAUCCAAACACAGAACAUCCUAUACUCAUCCUGUCUGAGAAGAACAGAGUGGUGACACGCAGAAUGACACACCGGCGAUACUCUGAUCAUCCAGAGAGAUUUGACUACUGUACUCAGGUGUUGUGUAAGGAGAGUGUGUGUGGACGCUGUUACUGGGAGGUGGAGAGGAGAGGUGAUGUGUUCAUAUCAGUCUCAUAUAAACAGAUCAGCAGGAAAGGACGGAGUUAUGAGUGUGGGUUUGGACUCAACAGUCAGUCCUGGAGUCUGCGGUGUUCUUCUUCCUCUGUCGCUUUCUAUCACAACAAAAUUAAGACUAAGUUCCGAGGUCCAGCAUCCUCCAGAAUAGGAGUGUAUGUGGAUCACAGUGCAGGAACUCUGUCCUUCUACAGCGUCUCUGACACGAUGAGGCUCCUCCACAGAGUCCACACCACAUUCACUCAGCCUCUAUACGCUGGGUUCAGGAUAUGGAGUUAUAAGUCAUCUGUUAGGUUAUGUGAUCCAUAAUGAAAUGUUGGUAAAAGUGUUUAUUAAAAUUAUAACUGAGGUGUGAGAUUUAAUUUCUCCCUGAGCUACACUGGACAUUUUGUGUACAGAAACUGGAACAGUAAUGAAUGCAGAAUGUAGGAUGUUUCUAGAAAGAAGAAAUGUUCUCAAACAGACUAUUUAACUGUAUGCACUAUUAGGAGGAUUUAUUAUCCUGAUAUGAAACAUUACAAUGUCUAAAAAAAACUCUCUUUUUGCUUUGGCAAAGAUUGUUUUCUCCAAAAAACUGCUGUGUCUUUCUGUGCUUCUGCUUGUGGAAACACAUCCUACUGUGUAAAAGACGCUUAUUAUUUUAGAUCAUGAACCAUUUUCUGGUUAACAGUCCAGUUACCACACAGUGAACAGAAUUAUUCACACUCCUUCCUCAAUCUGCAAAAAUUUAUACUUAAAAUUUAAUCUAGGAAUUAAUUUAAAUCUAGUUCUUGACUGAUGAUUUACUAAAUCAAAUGUUAUCUAAUAUUAACGUGUGUGUGUGUGUGUUUUCUUCACAUUUUACCAAAUCAGAUUUUACUUUUUGUUCAAAUGGAGGAAUACAAAUGAAACCUUAUUAUUUAAUCAUUUAUUCACAAAAUAUAAAGUGAUCAAGUAAAAUGAACAAAAAAAUGAACUAUUAAUUUGACAAAAUUAAGGUGGCCAAAAGCUUUACGAGCUUUGGGCAAAAGGUCUUUGUCCACUACACAGCCAUCGAAUCUGAGCAGCAAAAAACAAAGAGGUCUUUAUGAUGAUCAUAAUCUCAUAAUGUAUUAAUAACCUUAAUGCACAUUUCCAUGAUCUUAAUGAACAAACUUUUUACAGAUAUUUUAUUAUUUGUUAAUGACUUGUAAUCUACUCCUAAUCUCAUUUUCAUCAUAAUCUACUCAUGAUAUACUAAUAAUCUCACAUACACUAUAUUGCCAUUCGCUCACCUGCCUUGACUCGCAUAUGAACUUAAGUGACAUCCCAUUCCUAAUCCAUAGGGUUCAAUAUGACGUCAGUCCACCCUUUGCAGCUAUAACAGCUUCAACUCUUCUGGGAAGGCUGUCCACAAGGUUUAGGAGUGUGUUUAUGGGAAUUUUUGACCUUUCUUCCAGAAGCGCAUUUGUGAGGUCACACACUGAUGUUGGACAAGAAGGUCUGUCUCUCAGUCUCCGCUCUAAUUCAUC